CCACAGUGCGAUGCAUAAAGUCAUGUAAAGCAGAGGAUACACUCUCACAGGGCUGGCAGUAAAGACAUGUUUCCAUGGCAGACAUCUAACGCCACACGUUCACUGAAGAGGCUCCGUGCGUGAGGCAGGAGCAGCCGGAUCCACACUGGGCACUGCAGCGCACACAAUCACUAUUUGCUAGUGUGUGUUUCUUGGUUUUUUUGGAGACGCCAUAUGUACUCUCUUCCGCGCGCAGCUUCCAUGAGUGUCUGCAAACAUGUCUUUUUUAUCCAUACCACAACAAGAGGGCCUUUUUACCACGAUUAAAAUCGACGAAUCCUCCGUGGAGGUAGAGAGUAGGUGCAUGGACGACGAGGGCAAUGAUGAUGAUGAUGAAGACGAUGACACCGGGAACGUGCACCUCAUCCCAAGAUCCUCCCCGGUGCCCAGAAAGCGAGGCCACUCCAUCUACGACGAGGAUGCCGAGUAUAUGCGGAUCCAUUUGGCGCUGUCAUCCCGGAAGAAAGUGUCAUUCGCCGAUACAACAGGUGGGGAUCUGGUGGAUGUGAAGGAAUUUAUUGCCUUUGAUUCGGACAGUGAAGAGGAAAGUGCAAGAUGGGAGGAAGAGGAGGCAAAGUACCGAAAGCCGGAGCGAGAGCCAACCUAUCUUGUGCACCCAGAGUUCUACGCGCCCGGCGGCAGUGCCCUGCUGCAGGCUGUGCACGCUCACAAAGUGGAGGUUGAGCAGAUGUCUCCUGCAGAGAAUGAGCCUCUUGCCUUCAGUGGGGUAAUACGAGUCCUGAACAUCUCCUUCCACAAAGCAGUGUACAUCAGAUCCACCAUGGACAGCUGGGCGUCUUACUAUGAUCACCCUGCAGAGUAUGUCCAGGGAUCUCAUGAUGGGACCACUGAUCAGUUCUCCUUCAAGCUGUCCUUUGCGCCUCCUUACAUCACACAUGGCUCUCGCAUUGAGUUUGUUGUGCGCUAUGAGACCUCUGAUGGUGAUUACUGGGCCAAUAACUCCUCUCUGAAUUACGUGGCGACUCUGCUCCUGUCCUACGAAGAAGAUUCUGCUCAGACAAAUUACGACCUGCAGCAAAUCAGAGGUAUCCUGAAACCUCCGAAAGCUUACAGUAUGGACGAUGCUUUCGAUUCCGAGGACGAGCAGGAAAAGGACGAAGAGACCCGCAGGGCCGGACUCGUCAGGCCGACAGCUGUCCGCUCAGCCGUGCAGCCGGAGAUCGACAUCGAGAUUGCAGUUCACCCAUCUGGUCCCUGUGUCCCCCCCAACCAAGAGCUUCCAUCUGUUGAUGGCACACUAUCCGCUCACACUGUAUCCCCAGGUGAACAAUUCCCGUGUAUGUCUUCCGAAACCACACUUCAAACUGAUUCAUCCUUUGUACUCUGUGCCAGCGAGUCGCUCCAGCCAAAUAAGUCACAGCCUUUACCCAGACUCCACUGUGAAUUAGGCAACCAAACGUCAGAGCAGCGCAAAGACGGAAGUCCCUGUGCACCGCUGCCUGCUUCAACUCCCUCCCCACAACAAGAGUCAAGUCCGAGAUCAGACAGCUCCCAGGCUACCGGAGAGGAAAUCCCUCCCUCUGAGGCCUCACGCAUGCAUCCUCCUACCACAGAGACGAAUCUGUGGCCAGCAACAGGAGAGGACGAAUCGACCGACAGCACGGCCGGCCGUCCUCCUCUUGAACUGCCCGCUGAGUGUGUCUCUGCUCCCAGUGUGACUCGGGGCUUGGAGCGAGAGCUUGCAGUGGGAUUGAGUGAAUUUGUUGCAGGAUUAUCAGGAGGUUCCACCAGGUCUGCAGCAAAUCACGAAGACAGCACGCCUGCACUCUUGUCUCCUGUGGCAGAGAGUGAGACGUCUCUGGGAGCUGAAGGUGAAACUCCACCGUCACCUGAACUCACAGAGGACUUAGCUUUUCAGUCGGCCUCAGCCCGGGAAGAGAAGGCCCCUGACGCAUUAGUAGAGGUUCCCGAGCUUCAGUCUGAACAUGACGCAAACAGGAAUCUGAUGCCAUCCAUCGUCUUCCUGAGCGGAGUUGUCUCCCUCUCAAUAGUGUUGCAGGAACCCAGCGCCCUCUUCAUUAUCGGACUACUUUGGGUCUUGCACCUGUUGUGAUUAUACCACCAACGUUCAUUCUCAUCUGUUCUCAAUUGAAGUGCCUUUUCAUGAUUCCAAAAUAAGCCAACAAGUUAAAAAAACAAAACACGAAUCUCCUGUUGAAGUUGUGUAUCACUGUGUGAUGUUAGAUUAGUGUACGCUUUCAUGAAAUGAAAGGGUACAAGUUAUGAUUCUCCAAUGCAAGGAGAAAGUAAUUACACUAAUAUGUUCAUGCAUUCUGUGAAACAAGUGUUAAGUAAUAGAUUAGCAGUCCAUUAUUACCACAUUUCUACAACACUAAGGGCGGUUCACACCUACAGGUCCUGUUCUUGAACCAUGAUGAUACAACUGGUGCGGUUUGCGUUCACAAAGGCUAAUCUCAAACGGCCCAGAAAUUGUAAACAAAAGUCAUAUCAUGUGUGUGGAUGAAGCAUUAAGUUGUUACAUUUUACACAUUUAGGGGCUGGCUAGUUAGCUAGCUAACUUGCUAAUUCCGCCAUGCUUUCAUGCUACACUGGUUACAGAAAAUGUACCUCUCAUCUGGCGAUCGCAGUGUGCUUUCCAACGCUGCGACUAAGGAGUGUGAAUGAAGUAUGAAGUUGUUCAAUUUUACACAUUUAGUGGCUGGUUAUUUAGCUAGUUAGCCUGCUAAUUCCACCAUGCUUUCAUGCUACACUGUGUUAGCUGAACAGCAGGCUGGUGCGUUGGGUGGUGCGCUAGCUAGUUAAUUAUUGCCUCAUUUGUGGUUUGAUAAACAGUAAAUUCAUCAACUGCAGUGGUAUCAAACACAUAAAUGGGCUACUAGUUCACACGUCACUAAAACAGGAAAAUAAAACGUUUUUUUAACCAAGAAAAUGGCACAUAAAUGGUGCACUUCCUGUUAUUGGUCUGAAUGAUGUUCACAUCAGUAGUUCACCGCUCCAGAGUUCACUCAGCGGUCUGAGACCUUCGUGGCGAACCAGAGAACGGUUGUUUGGCGAUUCAGAGUUCGAUUCCGGCUUCAACAUCAACCCAAACAAAGCGCACCAGGGGUUCAACCGGACUGAACCAGACGGCUGUGAAUGCGCCCUAAUACUCCAGCACAGUAUAUCGUGAUGUUUUGUAAGUGGUCAGUAAUUACUUUUUUCUUGUCAUGUGGUGAUGUGGUGUUAUAUUCUGAUUUAUUCAAUCAGUCCUAUAAUGCAUUUGAGUUUUGUCAUUGUUGUUGUGAGCGUAACUACGGAUGAUGUUUAACCCCACUGCCAUGAAUUUAACUUUUGUGAAUUCCACGUGUUGUUACGUCUUUAAUGAAGGACACAAAACAUUACUGUCGUGGGACGCUAAAGAGAUUUGUUUUUCACAAAUGGAAUUUUGUUUACAAAAUGCAAAACCUGGUUAUGUGAAGUAUUUUUUGCCUUAAUGCCUAAAACAAACCGACCUGUAGUGAACCUGUGACGCUGCUCGAGGGACAAAAGUGGAAUACAAUCCAGUGAGACGAGUGGAAGUGAUCUUUAUUUAUCACUGGAGAACGACGACGUCCUCACUGUAUUUUAUUUGAUAAGUCUUCCUGUUGAUUCUUGCUAGUAGGGGUGGCCCCACGAUACAACAUUUUCUUGAUACUAACAUCCGAUCUUAAACAUUUUGCGUUCAGUUUGUUUUAUCUAAUAAGAUAAAGAUUUCUUUCUCCGACGUCUCCAUUUUGGUUUUGACCAAUGUCCUGCUAGUCCUGCUGACCUCAUCAGGGAAACGACUCCAUCUACUGCACUACCGAAAGUUUAAUUUGUAUUUAAUAAUAAUAAUUUAUAUAAGAAAAGAUCGAUACUUGGCGUCCGUGUAUCGUUUCAAUACUGCCGCGCAAAAUAUGCAAUACUAUGCUGUAUCGAUUUCCCCCACCCCUACUUGCUAGUAAACCCAUAUUGUUGUUGCACAACAUGACGUUUUAAAGCACUACUUCAACAACCUCACAGACAGACUGAGGCACUGAAUGACAUGUUUGAAGUGAUGCAAGUGUUUGCAGUGUAUUGCCAUUAAACGUGGUCCUAUAUCCUGGACCACUACACGUCUUUGUUCAUUUAUUUUGUCUUUUCAUCCGCUCUGCAUUGAUUAAAGUGUGCAUGACAGUUGCAUGCACAGUAAUGACACUGCAGUGCAGAGAGACGGACACAAAAAUAACAGCAGCGCCUUUAGUGCCUCUGUCUCCAGUUUGUUCAGCUUGAAGUGGAAAUACACGCACGGCAACAUGAGCUGCAGAUAGGAGCCAAAGGUCGCGCAUUGCACUGAAGUCAUGGUGUCAUGCCAGAGAGCACACAGGCCAUUGUAAGCUGAGCUCAGUGUUUUAAAGCUCUCAGGAAACCUCAGGUGCUGCCUGAUGAGAUGACUACUUCUGAUUAUAGACAUCGACUGAUAUCUUAAAAACAUCUUUAUUAAUAAACACGGGAGCCUUGAAGAGUUAUGAAACUACUUCAGUGUUUUCCUGCUGAAUCAAUCUGUAAACUUUAUUAACUUCACGCCUACAAACGUCCUUGGAUGUCAGGUA
Messenger RNA from Cottoperca gobio, 4610 nucleotides. RefSeq names its product protein phosphatase 1 regulatory subunit 3A. NCBI's taxonomy places the organism in Eukaryota, Metazoa, Chordata, Actinopteri, Perciformes, Bovichtidae. Gene Ontology annotation, molecular function: protein phosphatase 1 binding; glycogen binding. Bases 257 to 2113 code for a protein of 618 amino acids. Gene Ontology annotation, biological process: regulation of glycogen biosynthetic process. Gene Ontology annotation, cellular component: protein phosphatase type 1 complex. The record is from RefSeq and is a predicted model, not a curated record. The transcript is spliced from 4 exons.